Molecule: messenger RNA, 854 nt
Organism: Ilex paraguariensis (yerba mate)
Lineage: Eukaryota; Viridiplantae; Streptophyta; Magnoliopsida; Aquifoliales; Aquifoliaceae
Source: the annotation of a GenBank genome assembly
AUGAGAAAAUCGAAUCAAUCUAAUACUGAAGAGAAUUUUGUUUUCAGGCCAGCAAGUCACAAGCCACAUAGCAUCCACCUUUCUUCUACGAAUGCAAUCGAAUUGAAGAUUGUGGCUGGGUUUGUUGCGGAAGCGAUUUCAAUGGAGCCCAUUGCAGACGUGGAUUGUCUUCUGAAAGUGAAUGUCAAUUGUGAGGCCUGCAAGAUGAAGAUGAUCCAAUUGCUAAGUUCCAUCUGUGGAGUGUAUUCUGUGACCAUAGAUGCAGCAGAAGGAACCGCAAAAGUUUCAGGAGAGGUGGAUCCGAACAUCCUUCUGAGGGGGUUAGCGAGAUCAGGAAAUCACGCAGAGCUGGUGUGGGUCAAGCUUAAACAUCCGGUAAUGAACAAUAGACGAUGUUAUUACACUGCUGACAAUGGAUCAUCAUAUGCUUAUCAUCAUCAUCAUAAUGGUGGAAUAGAAGAACCACCCUACAGUACUACUACUAGGUACAGAGGGGCGUUGCCUGAACGUUCAUACUAUUAUGGGAUGCAUCAACACUACCCACCCAUAACAAGGACAAACUAUGCAACCCAAUAUCCUAGUUGGUACACCACAAACUCCUACUACUAGAUGCUAUUCCUCGUUGGUGAGCUCAUGCAGGGUGGGUUUUCUGAUCAUCUGCGGAAGAAGAAAUGCAUGCAUGCAUGCAUUCUCUCUUUGAUUUCUUUAUUAUAAGCAAUAACAAAAAUACAUCUUAGAAUGAUUUCAGCAUGUGAUCAAAUUUGGCAUGGAAGCACUACUAGGAUUUAUAGCAUUGGCUUUUGAUUUUUAUCAUGAAUUAUUACUAGUAACCACCGUGGUUUCUAAGAUAUUCU